Emericellopsis cladophorae is the source of this 1848-nucleotide messenger RNA. RefSeq names its product putative sterigmatocystin biosynthesis monooxygenase-like protein. Lineage: Eukaryota; Fungi; Ascomycota; Sordariomycetes; Hypocreales; Bionectriaceae. The coding region runs from base 1 to 1848 and encodes 615 amino acids. Gene Ontology annotation, molecular function: NADP binding; flavin adenine dinucleotide binding; N,N-dimethylaniline monooxygenase activity. The transcript has 2 exons. The record is from RefSeq and is a predicted model, not a curated record.
AUGGUACCGCACGCCGAGGAAAUCACGCCCAGCGUCACCAACGCUGCGCACGCCGAGACCAUCCCGGAGAAUGGGGAAUAUCUCAAGAACCACGUCAACGGCAACAGCGUGUCCGACUUUGCUUACCCGCCGUAUGUGCCCGCCAACACGCCCUACCGGCUGCUCAAGCAGUACCACUCCAAGCCAUCGAAACUGCGCGUAGCCUGCAUCGGCGCCGGCGCUUCAGGACUAUGUCUUGCCUACAAAAUGGAGAAGAUGCUGGCGGGGGGCUCGUUUGACCUCACGCUGUUUGAGAAGAACCCGCACUUUGGAGGCACAUGGUACGAGAACACAUACCCAGGCGUGGCGUGCGACAUCCCCAGCCAUCUGUACACCUUCUCGUGGGAUCCCAAGCCUGACUGGUCCCACUACUUUGCCUACGGGCCCGAGAUCCAGGGCUACUUCGAGUCCUUUGCCGAGAGACACGGGUCGAAGAAGUACAUGAAGCUCAACACAAAGGUCAUUGAGGCACGAUGGGACGAGGACAAGGGCCUGUGGAACAUUACGCUGGAAGACCAGGUCACAAAGGCCGCCUGGCAGGACUGGGCGCACGUGCUCAUCAACGGCACGGGCAUCCUCAACAACUGGAAAUGGCCCGACGUUGAGGGUCUCCAUGACUUUGCGGGCGCCAAGAUGCACUCGGCCUCGUGGGACCACAGCGUCGACUUCAAGGGCAAGACGGUGGGCGUCAUCGGCACCGGGUCGACCAGCGUCCAGAUCGUGCCGCAACUGCAAAAGGAAGCGGAUAAGCUCAAGGUGUUUAUGCGCUCGUCGACGUGGAUCUCACCCCCCUUUGGCGGCGGCGUUCUCGAAUCCGACCUCCGCAAGGGCGAGCCCGACGACCAGCCGGGUCAGCGACAGUACACAUUCACCGAGGAGGACAAGAAGAAGUUUGCAGAGGACCCCGAGUACCACCUCAACUUCCGAAAGAGGAUCGAGGCCGAAAUCAACUCCUUGUUCGGCAUGUACCAACAGAACUCGGACAUGAGCAACGCGUUCCGAAAACUCAUCACCGAGGAGAUGCACCGACGCAUGGGACCCGGCCACGAGGAGCUCAAGAAGUUCAUCAUCCCCAAGUGGUCGCCUGGCUGCCGGCGCAUCUCCCCUGGAGACGGGUACCUCGAGGCCCUGGUGCAGCCCAACGUGGAGCCCGUCUUCGGCGGCAUCAAGAAGAUGGUGCCCGAGGGCAUCGUCGGCGAGGAUGGCACGCUGCACAAGAUGGACAUACUCGUCUGCGCCACGGGGUUCAACGUCGCCUUCAAGCCUGCCUUUAAGCUCAUCAACGGCGACGGCAAGACCAUCAAUGAGGACUGGGGCGAGAGCAUCAACCUCUACAUGGGUGUGUCCGCCCCCCGGUUCCCCAACUACUACACCAUCGUCGGCCCCGGCGCGACGUGGUCGUCGGGGACCCUCCUCCCGUCCAUCGAGACGACAGUCGAGUACAGCGUCAAAAUGAUGCGCAAGAUCCAGCAGGACCAGAUCCGGUCGAUUGCCGUCAAGCAGGAGGCUCUGAACGACCUCUACGCCCACUUUGACGAGUUCCACAAGACAACCGUCUUUCAGGAAGAGUGCCGCAGUUGGUUCAAGGAUGGCAAGCAGAAGAAUAGGAUUUAUCUAUGGCCCGGGCCGACCAUCCACUUCCUCAAGUCCAUCAAGGACCCGCGCUUCGAGGAUUACGAAAUUCGCUGGCGAUACGGUAACCGCUUCGCCUUCCUCGGGCACGGCGAGGUCAAGGCGAACCAGACCAAGGAUGUGCUGGGCUUGUCGACGUACGUGCGUAAUGGCGAUUCAGAGUGGGGAGUCGAGUAG